Eruca vesicaria subsp. sativa (arugula) is the source of this 267-nucleotide messenger RNA. The record is from the annotation of a GenBank genome assembly. Lineage: Eukaryota; Viridiplantae; Streptophyta; Magnoliopsida; Brassicales; Brassicaceae.
AUGAUAGGUGGAUGCUUGACACUUUUACAGUGUUACUUUCACUUGAAUAUUGACCGGCCAAAAAGAACCACACGUCAGUUUCCUCUGGCACUCUUGUGGAAAGGAAGGCAACAGCAGAGUUGUUCCAAGAAUGACUUAUUCAAGUAUCGCAAGACACUUGACGAUUUAGAUCCAUCAACUGUCAAGAACGAAAUUGAUUUCUUCAAAACAAGCUGCUAUACUCCAGUUCGACCAGGUGGGAGAGAGAAGCAAUUGAAGAAUCAGUGA